AUGACUCCAUCCGUUUAUGGGAUGUUAAGACAGGAUAAUAAAAAGCCAAAUUAGAUGGUCAUAAAGAUUAUGUAAAAACAAUUUGUACUCUCCCGAUGGUACUAUGGAUCAGAAUUUGAUAAUGUGGAUAUACGUGGAAUGAAUUUGAAUUAAGCUUAAUUGUUCAAUUGUAAAUGGAAAAACCUCAAAAUACAUGAGUUAAAUAAAUUAGAUGGUCAUUCAUCACCUGUUUGUUCAGUCUAAUUCUCUCCUGAUGGUACUACAUUAGCAUCUGGUAGUGGAGAUAAGUCUAUCCGUUUAUGGGAUGUAAAUACAGGAUAAUAAAAAGCCAAAUUAGAUGGUCAUUCAAAUUAUGUUAUUUCAAUUUGCUACUCUCCUGAUGGUACUACAUUAGCAUCUGGUUGUUCAGAUGGCUCCAUCCGUUUAUGGGAUGUUAAGACAGGAUAAUAAAAAUCCAAAUUAGAUGGUCAUUCAGAUUAUGUAAAAACAAUUUGUUACUCUCCUGAUGGUACUACAUUAGCAUCUGGCAGUGAUGAUAAGUCUAUCCGUUUAUGGGAUGUUAUGACAGGAUAAUAAAUAGCCAAAUUAGAUGGCCAUUUAUCAUAUGUUAUGUCAGUCAAUUUCUCUCCUGAUGGUACUACAUUAGCAUCUGGCUGUUCAGAUAACUCUAUCCGUUUAUGGGAUGUUAAAACAGGAUUAUAAAAAGCCAAAUUAGACGGUCAUUCAAGUGCAGUUAAUUCAAUUUGUUACUCUCCUGAUGGAAAUACAUUAGCAUCUUGUAGUGAUGAUAAAUCAAUCCGUUUAUGGGAUGUUAAGACAGGAUAAUAAAAAGCCAAAUUAGAUGGUCAUUCAAAAUUGGUUAUGUCAAUUUGUUUCACUCCUGAUGGCACAACAUUAGGAUCUGGUAGUUGGGAUAACUUUAUUCGUUUAUGGGAUGUUAAGACAGGAUAAUAAAAAGCCAAAUUAGAUGGUCAUUCAUCAACGGUAUAUUCAAUUUGUUUCUCUCCUGAUGGUACUACAUUAGCAUCUGGUAGUUCAGAUAACUCUAUUCGUUUAUGGGAUGUUAAGACAGGAUAAUAAAAAGCCAAAUUAGAUGGCCAUGAAAAUAGUGUUAAUUCAAUUUAUUACUCUCCUGAUGGUACUACAUUAGCAUCUGGUAGUUCAGAUAACUCCAUCCGUUUAUGGGAUGUUAAAACAGGACAAUAAAAAGCCAAAUUAGAUGGUCAUUAAUCAACAGUUUAUUCAAUUUGUUGCUCUCCUGAUGGUACAUUAGCAUCUGGUAGUUCAGAUAAGUCUAUCCGUUUAUGGGAUGUUAAAACAGGAUAAUAAAAAGCCAAAUUAGAUGGUCAUUCAUCAACAGUUUAUUCAAUUUGUUACUCUCCUGAUGGUACUACAUUAGCAUCUGGUAGUGCAGAUAACUCUAUCCGUUUAUGGGAUGUUAAGACAGGAUAAUAAAAAGCCAAAUUAGAUGGUCAUUCAUAAUGGGUUAAUUCAAUUUGUUACUCUCCUGAUGGUACUACAUUAGCAUCUGGUAGUGCAGAUAACUCUAUCCGUUUAUGGGAUGUUAAGACAGGAUAAUAAAAAGCCAAAUUAGAUGGUCAUUCAUAUUAUGUUAAUUCAAUUUGUUACUCUCCUGAUGGUACUACAUUAGCAUCUGGUAGUGCAGAUAACUCUAUCCGUUUAUGGGAUGUUAAGACAGGAUAAUAAAAAGCCAAAUUAGAUGGUCAUUCAUCAACAGUUUAUUCAAUUUGUUACUCUCCUGAUGGUACUACAUUAGCAUCUGGUAGUGCAGAUAACUCUAUCCGUUUAUGGGAUGUUAAGACAGGAUAAUAAAAAGCCAAAUUAGAUGGUCAUUCAUCAACAGUUUAUUCAAUUUGUUACUCUCCUGAUGGUACUACAUUAGCAUCUGGUAGUGCAGAUAACUCUAUCCGUUUAUGGGAUGUUAAGACAGGAUAAUAAAAAGCCAAAUUAGAUGGUCAUUCAUCAACAGUUUAUUCAAUUUGUUACUCUCCUGAUGGUACUACAUUAGCAUCUGGUAGUGCAGAUAACUCUAUCCGUUUAUGGGAUGUUAAGACAGGAUAAUAAAAAGCCAAAUUAGAUGGUCAUUCAUCAACAGUUUAUUCAAUUUGUUACUCUCCUGAUGGUACUACAUUAGCAUCUGGUAGUGCAGAUAACUCUAUCCGUUUAUGGGAUGUUAAGACAGGAUAAUAAAAAGCCAAAUUAGAUGGUCAUUCAUCAACAGUUUAUUCAAUUUGUUACUCUCCUGAUGGUACUACAUUAGCAUCUGGUAGUGCAGAUAACUCUAUCCGUUUAUGGGAUGUUAAGACAGGAUAAUAAAAAGCCAAAUUAGAUGGUCAUUCAUCAACAGUUUAUUCAAUUUGUUACUCUCCUGAUGGUACUACAUUAGCAUCUGGUAGUGCAGAUAACUCUAUCCGUUUAUGGGAUGUUAAGACAGGAUAAUAAAAAGCCAAAUUAGAUGGUCAUUCAUAUUAAGUUUAUUCAAUUUGUUACUCUCCUGAUGGUACUACAUUAGCAUCUGGUAGUGCAGAUAACUCUAUCCGUUUAUGGGAUGUUAAGACAGGAUAAUAAAAAGCCAAAUUAGAUGGUCAUUCAUAUUAUGUUAAUUCAAUUUGUUACUCUCCUGAUGGUACUACAUUAGCAUCUGGUAGUGCAGAUAACUCUAUCCGUUUAUGGGAUGUUAAGACAGGAUAAUAAAAAGCCAAAUUAGAUGGUCAUUCAUAUUAUGUUAAUUCAAUUUGUUACUCUCCUGAUGGUACUACAUUAGCAUCUGGUAGUGCAGAUAACUCUAUCCGUUUAUGGGAUGUUAAGACAGGAUAAUAAAAAGCCAAAUUAGAUGGUCAUUCAUAUUAUGUUAAUUCAAUUUGUUACUCUCCUGAUGGUACUACAUUAGCAUCUGGUAGUGCAGAUAACUCUAUCCGUUUAUGGGAUGUUAAGACAGGAUAAUAAAAAGCCAAAUUAGAUGGUCAUUCAUAUUAUGUUAAUUCAAUUUGUUACUCUCCUGAUGGUACUACAUUAGCAUCUGGUAGUGCAGAUAACUCUAUCCGUUUAUGGGAUGUUAAGACAGGAUAAUAAAAAGCCAAAUUAGAUGGUCAUUCAUAUUAUGUUAAUUCAAUUUGUUACUCUCCUGAUGGUACUACAUUAGCAUCUGGUAGUGCAGAUAACUCUAUCCGUUUAUGGGAUGUUAAGACAGGAUAAUAAAAAGCCAAAUUAGAUGGUCAUUCAUAUUAUGUUAAUUCAAUUUGUUACUCUCCUGAUGGUACUACAUUAGCAUCUGGUAGUGCAGAUAACUCUAUCCGUUUAUGGGAUGUUAAGACAGGAUAAUAAAAAGCCAAAUUAGAUGGUCAUUCAUAUUAUGUUAAUUCAAUUUGUUACUCUCCUGAUGGUACUACAUUAGCAUCUGGUAGUGCAGAUAACUCUAUCCGUUUAUGGGAUGUUAAGACAGGAUAAUAAAAAGCCAAAUUAGAUGGUCAUUCAUCAUAUGUUAUGUCAGUCAAUUUCUCUCUUGAUGGUACUACAUUAGCAUCCGGUAGUUCAGAUAACACUAUCCGUUUAUGGGAUGUUAAAACAGGAUAAUAAAAAGCCAAAUUAAAUGGUCAUUCAAGUGCAGUUAAUUCAAUUUGCUACUCUCCUGAUGGAAAUACAUUAGCAUCUUUUAGUGGAGAUAACUCUAUCCGUUUAUGGGAUGUAAAGACAGGAGAAUAAAAAGCCAAACUAGAUGGUCAUUCUAAUACAGUUUACUCAAUUUGUUACUCUCCUGAUGGUACUACAUUAGCAUCUGGCAGUUCAGAUAACUCUAUCCGUUUAUGGGAUGUUAAGACAGGAUAAUAAAAAGCCAAAUUAGAUGGUCAUUUUAGCUAUGUUAUGACUGUUUGUUUCUCUCCUGAUGGUGCUACAUUAGCAUCUGGUAGUGGAGAUAUGUCUAUCCGGUUAUGGGAUGUUAAGACAGGAUAAUAAAAAUCCAAAUUAGACGAUCAUUCUGAAGCAGUUUAUUCAAUUUGUUACUCUCCUGAUGGAAAUAUAUUAGCUUCUGGAAGUUAAGAUCACUCUAUCCGUCUUUGGAAUGUAAACACAUCAAAGGAAAUACUUCAAUCAGAUAGUAGCUAUAAAGAUUUGCUUGCCUAGUUUAACAUACCUCUUUAGAAUAGCUCCUUAUUGCCAAACGGUAUUUAUUAUUAAUUAUUAUUUAGUUAAUCCUGAUCGUACAAAACUUAAAAUAUGUUAGAAUCCUUUAUUAGAAGCAUCAGGAACACUUAUCCUAUAAGGAUUAUUCAUUAAUCAUUAAGGGAAAGAUGUAAAACCAUUGUUUAAAUCCAAAGGAAGUUUAUUUUUAGAGGGCUUAAAGCAAAAGUGA
Paramecium octaurelia is the source of this 4372-nucleotide messenger RNA. The record is from the annotation of a GenBank genome assembly. Lineage: Eukaryota; Ciliophora; Oligohymenophorea; Peniculida; Parameciidae.